AUGUAAAUAUAUGCAAUUUAACAAGAGCGUACAUUGGGAUAAGGAACUUUUGGGAAGGUGAAAUUAGGCUAUCAUACAAUAACAGAUGAAUAUGUUGCCAUUAAAGUUCUUGAGAAGAACCGUAUUGAAAAUUAGUUUGAUUUAAUGAGAGUUUAGAGGGAAAUAAUGAUUUUGAGAAAAGUCAAUCAUCCAAAUGUGAUAAAAUUGUAUGAAAUUUUAGAAUCAGAAUAGUCUGUGUAUUUAGUUAUGGAAUACGUGAGAGGGGGAGAGCUGUAUGAUUACAUAAUAAAGAAAAAUUACCUGCCUGAACACAUAGCUGUGCGAUUUUUCUAGUAGAUUAUUUUUGCGAUAGAAUACUUGCAUAGCAAUAAUAUUACACAUCGAGAUUUGAAGCCAGAGAAUCUAUUAUUGGAUGAAAAUAAAUAAUUAAAGAUUGCAGAUUUUGGUUUGAGUUUCAUCUCUCUUACAAAAGGAGAACCAUUGAAAACAGCUUGUGGUUCUCCCUGUUAUGCAGCACCAGAAAUGCUAGUCGGUAAAUAAUAUGAAGGGUUAAAAAGUGAUAUUUGGAGUUGUGGAAUAAUCUUAUUUGCAAUGCUUUGCGGUUACUUGCCAUUUGAACAUGAAAACACAAAAGAAUUAUAUUAAUUAAUUAAAACGAGUGACUUUGAAAAGCCUGCUCAUUUAUCAUCCAAUGCAAUUGAUAUAUUAACAAAGAUCCUUGUUAAGGACCCAGAGAAAAGAUUAAAUUUUGAUUAAAUUAAGUAACAUCCUUUUUUUCUAAUGCAACCUCCUUUGUAACGAAAGAAUUUGAAUUUAGAUGAUUAAAUUAUAAUUUAAAAGAUGAUGGAAAUGGGUUAUUCUCAAAAUUAAAUUACAUUUUAAUUGCACGCUAAUAAACAUAAUACUUUAACUACAAUCUAUUUUUUAUUAUAAAAAAAAUAAAACCAACCUUAUAGAAAGAACUUCUUUCAGAAUAUUCAAAACAUUGCUAAUUUGAAAUUGGAUAUAAAUUAAAAAAGACAUACUGCUGUUAAGUUCUAACCUUCACAAUAAGGAUCCCCAAAUUUUGAAAAGUAUGAGCUCAGAUAAUAAAAAUUGAGAUCGAGAAUUGAUAAUUCUCCUUAUCUGUAAACUUAGAAUUCAUAAAAAUUCAAAAAAGUUAAUUUAUCUGUAUAAUCAAAAAGAGUAAGUGUUCAGAUUGAUAAUGCACGCUAAAAGACAUAUUCAGUGUAAGAGAAAUAUUCUGAUUAUCCAUAAUUCAUGAAUAAUGCUUUGUUAGAUUCUAAGAUUCAAACAAGAAAAAACUCGAAAUUAUAAGGAAGCAUUAAGUUAUAGCCAAAAAAGGAAACAGAUAAUGGAGUAAAAACAGAGGUAAAUGAGGAGAUUAAAAACUAUUUCAAUGGUAAUUUGACAUAAGUAAGACAAAGAAAUAAAACAUAACCAAACAAAAAUGAUGAGGCUUUAAAGUUUUUUGAUAAAAAUUCAAAAGUAAAAGCAUCUCAUUAAAUUGUAUCCAAAACACCCUAAAACAAUCCCUUUGUUCAAGCUGAAAUGAGUAGAACCAAAUAGUUACAAUAAUAGUUAAUUGAAAGCAAAUACUCUGCAUUAAAAAAAAAAAGAAUUGAAUUCAAAGUUCAAAGAUUAUUGGGAAAUCAAUUUUGA
Paramecium tetraurelia is the source of this 1662-nucleotide messenger RNA. RefSeq lists its product as uncharacterized. Gene Ontology annotation, cellular component: cytoplasm. The transcript is spliced from 7 exons. The record is from RefSeq and is a predicted model, not a curated record. NCBI's taxonomy places the organism in Eukaryota, Ciliophora, Oligohymenophorea, Peniculida, Parameciidae. Gene Ontology annotation, molecular function: protein serine/threonine kinase activity; ATP binding. Gene Ontology annotation, biological process: protein phosphorylation; intracellular signal transduction.